AAGACGAAAUACAUCCUAAAUCCUUUUUCAGGAGAAUAUAGACCCACUCCAUUUUCUUUAUAUGAAAUAUUCAUCGUCAAAGCGAUGGACUAUGACUUUUGAGUCGGGAUUUCCACGCAGAGCGACGCCGACCAAAGCCUCCGUUCAAUUCCAUCCCCCCGUCGCUCUCGAUUUCGUCUCCGUCCAAGAAGAACCGCUGUUCCCCGAAGAUCUUCCUGAACCGAUCUCCGAUCACCUCGCCGAGCAAGCCAAAGUUCGCGGCGACGCUGAGGAUGGCUCAGUCCGCUCACACCUCAGUUGUUCAGCAGCAGAGAGUCGUGAUUCCGAACAAGCAUGGGGAGAAACUGGUGGGGUUGUUGCAUGAGACUGGAUCUUCGGAGAUUGUGAUCCUCUGCCACGGCUUCCGGUCUAGCAAGGAAAAUGACACGACGGUGAAUCUUGCUGCUGCUUUAGAGAAGGAGGGUAUUAGUGCUUUCCGCUUUGACUUUGCUGGCAACGGAGAGAGUGAAGGAACGUUUGAAUACAGUAAUUACUGGAGAGAAGCUGAUGAUCUUCGUGCUGUUAUUGAGCACUUCAAUGGAGCUAAUCGGGUGACCAGUGCAAUUGUGGGGCAUAGCAAAGGAGGCGGUGUAGUUCUUCUUUAUGCUUCUAAGUAUCAUGAUAUACAUAAUGUUGUCAAUGUCUCUGGCCGUUAUGAUUUGAAGGGAGGAAUUGAAGAUCGCUUGGGCAAAGAUAUCAUGCAAAGAAUUAAGGAGGAUGGAUUCAUUGAUGUUAAGAAUAAAUCAGGAACUAUUAUUUAUCGUGUUACACACGAAAGUAUGACGGAUCGCUUAAAUACCAAUAUGCACGAAGCAUGUCUUAAGAUCGACAAAAAUUGCAGGGUUUUGACGGUUCAUGGAUCUGCUGAUGAAAUUAUCCCAGUAGGGGAUGCACUAGAAUUCGCAAAAAUCAUACCCAAUCACAAGCUGCAGAUUGUAGAAGGAGCCGAUCAUUGUUAUACCUUACAUCAGGCAGAGUUGACCCCUAUUGUAUCGAGUUUCAUAAAGCAAGCAUUGGAGGAGGACAGAAAGAAAUCCAGCAAAUAGUGAGGUAGCCUCGUGCCUGAUUGUCAGAGAAGAUCUUUGCUCGCAUUACGAAUGAGAUAGCAAAGUCAAGGCUUUCAACUUAUUCCUGAUUAUCAACUUAGGUGUGUAGGUACCAUGCAAAAUCGUUUGCGAUGCAACUGAAGAUAGCCAAAAUAUGAGCGCACUAUUGGAAGUUAAUAUUCCUUACUUUGUCCUAUUGAGAAUCGUGAUGCGAGCAUUAAUUGUACUAUUAUGAAUUGUCCAUUCUUAUAAUGGUGAUUCAUCUCUAUCUAGCUUAA
Molecule: messenger RNA, 1363 nt
Organism: Syzygium oleosum
Lineage: Eukaryota; Viridiplantae; Streptophyta; Magnoliopsida; Myrtales; Myrtaceae
Exons: 8
Coding region: 273-1085 (270 amino acids)
Cellular component (GO): cytosol
Source: RefSeq, a predicted model, not a curated record